This is a messenger RNA of Arachis duranensis, 1302 nucleotides long. RefSeq lists its product as uncharacterized. The record is from RefSeq and is a predicted model, not a curated record. The coding region runs from base 1 to 1302 and encodes 433 amino acids. NCBI's taxonomy places the organism in Eukaryota, Viridiplantae, Streptophyta, Magnoliopsida, Fabales, Fabaceae. The transcript has 4 exons.
AUGAUGAAGAAUAAGAGCAAGUACAAGGGUUCAAGCUCAAAGGAACACAAGAUAGACUUGAGCAAAGUGACGUGUCAUCAUUGCAAGGAGGCUGGAUAUUUCAAGCUAAACUAUCCAAAGCUCAAGAAGGAGGACAAAGGAAAGAAAGAAAGGAAAAGAGUGCUCAUGGCAGCUUGGGAGGAUCUUGAGAACGACUCCAAUGAAGAAGAACAUUUUAAAGGUGAAGAUAAAGACUGCUUCAUAGCUGGACACAAUAAUCUUGAUGAGGUAAAUUACUAUGAUUUGACCAUAGAUGAUUUACAUGCUAUUAUUGAUGAUCUCACUCUAAACACAUCAAAAUUGCUAGAUAAAUACAAUAAGUGCAGAUCUGAAAAAGAUGUGUUGAAAGUUGAAAAUGAAUUUUUAAAAGAAAAAUUGAAGGAAACUGAAUGUUAUAUAACCAAAGAAAGUGCAGUUUUUAAUGACUCCUCUAUAAAAUUUGUGGCUUCUUCAUCAAAUACUAAAUCCCCAUCAAACCAAUCUGGUAUUGGAUAUGUUCCUACACUUGAGAAGAAAAUUGAUGAAAUUCACACAAGUGAAACUGAGCAUUCACCAAGAGCCGAACCUACUUCAAACAGGCCAGGCUGUGAUGCAGGAAAUCAAACUCAAAAGGACAAUGAGACUGCACAAAAUCAUGAAAAUGAAAAUUCUAGACAAGCUGAACCAGAAACUACAGCUGCUAAAAAUUCAAGAGACAAUCCUAUUUUGUCUCAUGGAUCUGAAGGAGAUCCUGAAACCAUCAGUACCCAGAAUUCUUUGGUGACUGAAACUGCCUCCAAGUCCAUCAGACCUCAUGAAUGGAGAUUCUUGAAAAAUUAUCCUGAAGAAUUUGUUAUUGGGGACGUCUCUCAUGGGGUGAAAACUCGGUCUUCAACUAGAAAGGCAAAUGAAGGAUCAGACAUUGUCCUUCUUUCACAAAUGGAGCCUCAAAACGUUAAGGAAGCCCUUAGUGACCCUUCUUGGGUAAAAGCAAUGGAAGAUGAGCUUCUUGAGUUUGAGAAGAACCAAGUGUGGACAUUGGUUCCAAGGCCGAAUGGAAAGAAAGUGACCAUCACCAAGUGGAUUUUUCGGAACAAGCUAAGAGAGGAUGGUAGCAUUGCAAGAAUCAAAGCAAGGCUAAUGGCACAAGGAUAUGAUCAAGAAGAACGAAUAGACUAUGAUGAAUUCUUGGCCCCUUUGGUUAUUGUGAUGCAGAUUUUUCCAGUGAUAGAGUGGAUAGGAGGAGUACUUCAGGCAUAUGCUAUUUUCUUGGGAAAUCUUUAA